Molecule: messenger RNA, 3290 nt
Organism: Anguilla rostrata (American eel)
Lineage: Eukaryota; Metazoa; Chordata; Actinopteri; Anguilliformes; Anguillidae
Gene: ccdc87
Product: coiled-coil domain containing 87
Exons: 20
Coding region: 487-3246 (919 amino acids)
Source: RefSeq, a predicted model, not a curated record
GUUUAGCCAGUAGCCUAACUUGCGUCCCCCUUGCUAAGUUAGGCUAAUUGUUUGAAAUGUCAAAGCUAAUCGCAGUCCACUGAUGGGCUCAUACGUUUCCAUUGAUAAUACAUAUUAGAGUCCAAAACAAUACUGGAGUUUCCUUUUAAUUUUGACAUUACUAAUUUUCGGAGCGUAUAGCCGGUGACGCGUUGUUAACCGUCAGAACGCCUGGGUGAAUGGGUCAGGGAUAUUAUUAAUGGUUCAUUGUUCGAUUCAUAUUGUUAUUUUUUUAUUUGAUACUUGAUCGGGUGGUGAAACAGUUGUGUAAUUGCACUAAAGUUUAACAAUACGUAGCCAGCAAUGACGACCCUAAGUGGUAAAGCUUAUUGGAAUUCCUUAUUUAGCCUACUGGUGUUUCUUGGAAAGAAAAUCAUGGCUAUUGCUGUCUGAAUUCUGCAUUUCCACCAAAGCUAUCCAAAUUCAUCAGUACUGAGAAGGUGCAGGAUGAACAGAGACGCUGGGGUUUGGCAAUGGGGAGCAGGACGUCGGGAUAAACCAGUCUCAGGGAUACUUAUGAAGGCACCCAUGCAAAGCAUCCCUCAGCGAUACCGCAGCAUUUUGGGAUCGCUUUCCCUGUUCACUCAAUGCAAGCAAAACACAGGCAGGGUUGAGGAGCGGUGCCCUAUUACUCCUGACCUGGAGGGACAGAGGAUAGCCCCUACCUCCCUGCCGGAGCUGUUUCACCUGGUGCAGUGUAGGAUGCAGGUGCAUUCUGUCCUCUCCUCUACAUCUCACGAGGAUCAGCAGACACUGGCAGAGGUGCUGAUGUCAGAGCUGGGACUGAUUUGGCAUGAUCUGAUUGCACUGGGCAGUGACCCCUCUCUGUCCCAGGAAGAGAAUGAGCAGCUUCACAGCCAGAUCUUUAGCGAGGUCAUCCGGGUCUGCGAGGAGAUUUACCUUCACUGCCUGCAGUUGCUGGACACGCUGAGGAACCGUGCUGUUUUCAGCAACCAGGCCAACCUCAUCCGUGUGAGGGCACAGAUGGCCAUGGCCUGCAGCAGUCUUUUAAACAUCCACAACAUCAAGCAGAAUCUCACUCUUGGAAUCAAGGCAUUGAGGAGGAUCAGGCUCAGUGCUGCAAACAGCGAUGAACACAGGGAGCAGGGGGUGCCAGACAUGCACUCUACUCCCCGUAGGAUGAACUUAUCUCUGCAGCCCAAGUCAAGCAGCAUGAAAAGUAGGCCAAGCUGGCAACAGAAGGACACCAUUGAAACUGACCUUCAAGAGAUCACUGAGAAGAUUGAAGAUCUGGACUUAAAGCUUAUAUAUGAUCUUGUUUCUUUUCCCAUGGAGAUCACUAAUAGAGAAGCCACACAAUGUGUUGCAGAGAACACACACAGUGCUGCAAGUCAGAAAGAUGACCUCAUCACUAGUACAUGUCCCUGCAAAAUUAAGGGUUGCAGCUCAUUGCCAGAGCUGCAGCAGCAGAUGUUGCUGGAGGAGCUGCAGGUGGAGCGGUUGGCAUCUCGGCCCCAGACUCCGCUGGUGUUACCAGCCGCUGAGGCCAGCCCCAGACCGCCUAAACCUAUAGACCCAGCUGAGGACCUGAGGAGGCUGUUAGAGGAUAGGGAACCUCAUGAGAAGAUGGGGCUUGAAGACCCUGAAGCAGACCUUCCCCCUCUGAUCAAAGCCCUGACCCACCAUAGCUCCACCAAACUACAGCUGCUGCAGCAGUCUCUGCAGGAGGAACACUUACCGAGUCCGCAGGAGAACGAGGAGAAGACAGCGAGGAAGGCCGCAGUGGAGGAAUCGGAGCACCCCCAGGCAGCAGUCGUCAACGUUGCGUUCUCUCCCAAAUCCAUCUCCCGCAUGGCAGCGGCCCGGGUUUCUGACAGGGUGUUCACGGAGACCAUCAGCAUGCAGCCAUACCCGCCCAUCUGCAAUGACCUCACCGGGGAGAUCGAGUUCUCUUCAGUGGAAUGGCUGGAUCGCAACCUGUUCGCGGGAGCAGAAAUAACUGAAGUUUACAGGGAAUUAUCAAAGAGUAUUUCAUCCCAGCAUCUGAACUUUGACGAGGAUCCAAUAUUUGAGCCAGCCCUGAACGAUACCAGCUUCAGGAAAUCACCCUCAACCAAAAGAAAGAGACCAUGUUUCAUCAACCCUGAGCUGAAGGGACAGAAUCCCGGUAAUGUGACCCAGAGAAGAAGGACAAAAAUUGAGAAGUACCAUGAGAGACCACAGGAUGUUACAUCACGGGAAUACAACGCCUGGCUGCAGUGGUGGAAAUCCCACCUGUCUUUGGAGGACUAUCUGAAGUAUAUCUCCACCCAGGAGUUAGAUUACCUGGGAGUGGUGUUUCAUCUGUACGACAGUGAUGACGACGAAAACAAGAAGACUAGACCUCUUACGCUUCAAGAGAAAGAGAGCGAAAAGCGAAGGGAGAAGAUUGAGGCUCUGAAGAGUAAAAAGGAUGAAUUUGUGACGGGGUUGUGGAACGUGAACUCCGUCAUGCUCGGGGGACUAGGGAAGGAUCCGGAACUAGAGGAUGAUGAUUGCCCAAAAGAUGAUGCACCUGUCAGCUCCAAACAGAAGGAGCGGGGAGCCAGGCUCUGGUCAGAGCAGGAUAAGUGCGGCCAGAUGGCCGAGAGGCCGGAGGGAAGUCAACUGCAGACGCGACUGGAGAGAAUCUGGAGUGUCCUCUGCUUCCCGGACGGAAUGCGACAGGACAUGGCCCUCAAAUACAGCUCCAACACACACAGGGACCGGCUUCAGGAGGCCAUUGUGGAGUGGGAGCGAACUGCACAGUUGAUCCAGCAGAGGGAGACAGUGCUUGCCCAACUGGAGCAAUUUGAGAAGGAUGCCUCUGACCCCAACAGAUUCUUCCAGCAGGGUUAUGGAGGCUCGUCGAUGGCAAGGAUGGAUGAAUCAAGGCGAAGGGAGAAACUGAACUCCCAGAUAUCAGCCCUGGAGAAGGUGCUGCACAAGACCAUACAAGAGAUUGAAGAGCGUUUCAAGGACACAGUUACGUACAGGGGAAGGCCCUACAGGGAGAAGAUGCGCUGGGAUCGCAUUGAGAUGCUGUACUGGCUGCAGCAAGAGCGACGCAUCCAGGCCCUGGAGAAGGUCAUAGAGGGUGCUGGGACUGUUCCUCUCAGACUCCCUCCACUGGAGUCACACCAGCAGGGCUCCUGCACACACCCCACUCAUUCUCCAACAGGAAACCCCCACCUGGAUCGAGAAUCACACUGCCAGCUCAUGCUCUGACACCGUUUCCAACAUGUAAACAAAUAAAUGUAAUUUGUCUUUGA